This is a messenger RNA of Neospora caninum, 3597 nucleotides long. RefSeq lists its product as hypothetical. The transcript is spliced from 9 exons. NCBI's taxonomy places the organism in Eukaryota, Apicomplexa, Conoidasida, Eucoccidiorida, Sarcocystidae. The record is from RefSeq and is a predicted model, not a curated record. Bases 1 to 3597 code for a protein of 1198 amino acids. Gene Ontology annotation, biological process: mitochondrial RNA processing; regulation of mitochondrial mRNA stability. Gene Ontology annotation, molecular function: RNA binding. Gene Ontology annotation, cellular component: ribonucleoprotein granule; mitochondrial matrix.
AUGAUCUUGCUACCGACAGUCCUCGGUCUCCGCUGUCGGGGAGGCCAGGCUCUGCUGAACCAUCGUGCUGCGCGGACUGUCUUGGAAGAACGCGGACAAAGACUUCACGCGCAGUUGUUUUCAAGCCAAGUUCCAAGGUCUCCUUUUGACCGGCCAGCUGUCGUACCGCAAAUACAUGUGCACCACUUACUGUCGCCUUUCCGAUGUUUCGCAAAGAAACGCAUGCGCUUGAGCGAGUAUGAUGAGUAUGAAAACAGCACUCAUCCAAGCCGUGUUCCCCUUACGUUCGUGAAUGUGCCCAUUCACCACCAGUCGGCUAGUGAGCUAGUGGACACUGUAGUUGUCGCAGGCCAACUUCGACUGAAGAACCCGAAUUUUUGGCGAAGAUGCACGACGGCGGUGACCGACUUGGUGUGCGGCUUCCGGGUCAGGGAGCUGGUUGCCAUCUUGAAUGCCUACGCGAAGGCCAGAUACCGCGACGAGCAUUUGUUCAGUUGCCUUGCAAAAGCGAUCGCUCGACAGGCCUCCCAAUGCCGCCCUUCCGACAUUGCUGUCGCCGCUCAGGCAUUUGCGAGGAUGAAUAUCAAAGAAUGUGCCUUUAUGGACGUUGUCGGUGGGGAGGCGUCGCGGAGACUUCACGAGAUGGGACCGCGCGGCAUUGCGAUGCUCGCCUGGUCUUACGGGAGAUUAGGGAUUUCUCACGAGGCGUUGCUUGCGGGGAUCUUCCAUGAGAUUCUAGAGAAUGUUGACGCGUUUGCCAGCCUCGACUUGACGCAGGUCAUAUGGGCUUUCGGCGAACUGAAUAUCAGGGAUGUUGCAGUUCUCUCGCGAAUAUGCGAUAAACUGAGAUCACACCUCUCUCAGCAGACGCUUUCAGAGUCACUGAUUUGUACUCAUGCAUUAUCUAAGAUCCUGUUCUUUGACCAUGAGGUACUGUCAGAGCUUCGCAGCCUCUAUGUGCAGAGACUGCGAGAACUUCCCCUAGCCGAAUUGCCUCUGCUUCUACACACCUUCGUCAGGCUGGAUCGGCAGUGUGCUCCACACGAGCGGCCUCCGCCCUCCACCCGACUCCAUCGGCUUCUUGUGAAGGCGAUUUUGAACAACGUCUCUUUCUACCGGCCAACAGACAUUGAACGAGCAAGGGCGUCCUUAGCGGCCGCCGAGCUGGCAGACGACUUCCUAGACGAUGUGGCCUCUUUCGUGCUGCCCUCUCAAAUACGCGCGAUGACAGUCGAUGACAAGGUUGCUCUCCUGGAGUUCUACAGAUUCUCGGCCGCUCCAAAUUGGAGCGCCAUAGCAGAUAUUGUCGCGGAGCUAUUCCCUUCACCCCCCCCUCGACUGGGAGACUGGUGCCAGGUGCACACCUCUGAGGAGCAGGCGCUUCGGUGUCUUGAAGCACUGGCCGCAAUCCAAUACAGAGAAGGGGUUCUGUACGUUUUACAAGCCUUGAAAGAGGCGGAUGACGCAAACCGUCCCCCCAUCAACACAAGGCCGGUUUCGAGUUGUGCCCCGGAUGCAGACCAUAGAGCUUCAGCGCAUGCGUCGCUCCCAAAGCGGUUUAUGACGGGCGCCGUUUCGCUCGUCGUCCAGCGUCUCCUUUGCCAACUGAUUCCGACUGAAGCUGAGUUCAUAACGAUUUUGGAGGAAUCCUGCGCUGACCGCGCCAGCGCCCUGCCUGUCGACGAAACCGGCCCAGCUGUCAGUCGGCGACUAGAAGAUUCCAGGGGCGACUCACCGGCUGAGCCUUGGUCUCCACGCAGUUCUUCCAGCGGUGUUCGUGAGGAGGCCCAGGAGGCUGGCGCUCCGUUUGCUGCGCAUCUAGGCUCUUUCGCGCAGCUCACACAAGCAGGCGACGCGGCUCGGAGACUCCCCAACGCCACAUCCUGUUUCCACUACAUGGGCCGAACGGUGCAACGGGCGAACGCGGCUGUUGCAGAUGAGGCCCUCUGGGCAGCUGCUCAGCACACCGGUGGCGCUUGCAAUAACGAAGCAACGGCGCCUCAGCAGAGCUUCUGGAACCUUCCGGCCACGAAAGAGGCGAAACAACUCGCUGCCGGGGACGACAGACAAGAUUCGUCAGUGCUACCUCGAGAUGCGCUGCUUGCAGAAGGCGCUGAGAAAGCCGCCCCUGCCAUGUGUCCGGUGUUGUCGUCUUCAACCGACGCGGAAACACUUCCUGAACAGGAGCCUGACGCUUCGAGCGCACUCCACAGCAGCCACGCAAAUGCGGCCAACCCGCGGCGCGACUCUCCAAGCGGCGACAGCGGGCGAGACGCGCGAAAGCCCUCGACACCUCGCACCGAGAGACUUCCGGUCGCGGGGAGGCUCCGGUUGAACCCGAACGUCAUGAAUGUGGAGGUCUACAACGCGUUAAACCACGCGCUGGCAGGCGCGGAACCGCACGACCUCGUUGCCGCACUGGUGCGCUUUCCACAAGACCCUGCGCGAGGUCUCUGGAUCCGGGAGCUAGUCACCACGAAGAUCGAAGCUCUCGAUCCGGAGUAUUUGCCGGGCGUACUGCUGGAGCUGGCGACACACUUGAAGCGGGAUGAAGAUUUCGAGACAAAACGUAAAGAAGUAGAAGCAGAUCGCGACCAGGCGCGGAACCGUCAUCCCCUCCCGUCUCCGGAAGAAGCUGAAGCGUACAUGUUUCGGGUGUUUGACCGGCUCUUCUGUUCUUCGGCAGCAACUAGCGAUACCGCCAAAGAGGGAGACACGAGUUCCCCGGAGACACGGCGACAGACGGACUAUCCCUGCCUGGAUGCGCUGUCAAAUUCCGCCCUUGCCGUUUGCGUGAAGAUGCUGGAGGUCUACUCGGAUCGAGAGGCGGCUCAGCGACAUGCAGUUGCAUGCGCGUCGCUUUUGCUUCGGCGACUCUCCGCGGCUUCUCUCGUGGGUCCCGCCCGUGUAGAUACGCCUGCAGGGCGCUCGUAUCCCGCUGCGCGUGCAAACGGAUCUUUCUUGCUGAUUCGUGUGAAAACGGUUCAGAACGACCGCAUGCAGACUCUCAAUGAGACACACGAAGGCCGGGAGCGAGCGGCGGAAGACACACGAACGCCCGGCACCCUGGAACCAGCGACGGCGAAGCAACUGGCGAGGAUUUUCCACUCUCUCGUUGCUCUCGACGUCUUGCCUUCACGGCGUCUCUGCAUCGAACUUGCUCGUCGCAUAGGUCUCCUCUCGUCGCCAGACCUUUUCACUGUUCUUCGCACUUUUGCGGCCUUGGGAUGCUGCGAAGAGCCCGUCGCCACGCACCUCGCGUUGGGUCUCAGCCUUCGCAAGUCCCAGAUCAAAAGCUGGAGGAAAAUGAGAGAGCUGGAGUUUCUGUGCUCUCGGUUGGGCGUGGACUUGGAGGAUGGUCUACCGACGAGCGAAGGCGGUUCAGGGAAAGAGCGCGGGGCACGCACAGCCUCGAUUGCAGAUGCGUUGGGCGAAGAAGAUGACGAGAGCUUGGGCGCGGUGGAACUGCCAAAGGACUCGGAACUACCAAAGUUGGAAGACGAACUGGAUCAGGAUAUCGUGAAUCGAGUGGAGAAACAAAACCGAGGGAAUGCAGCUGCGUCACGGCCACGUAAAGCAUCUGCUGCGAGGCCGUGA